AUGCUAUUCUACCUGACGUCGCGUAUCGUCAGCUCGGCGGGAGCAUUUCUCUACCCUGGCUACGCGUCGUACAAGACACUAAGUCAGCGACCUGCAUCGGAAGAUGAACUUGAACGCUGGUUGAUGUACUGGUCGGUGCUGGGCUGCAUCGUUGGUGUCGAAUACGUUGCGGAAUGGCUUAUUUCAUGGAUCCCCUUCUAUUACACCCUCAAGACCGUUUUCCUUCUAUACCUUGCCUUGCCGCAAACACGAGGCUCCUCGUACUUGUACAUCCACCACCUCCAACCGUUCUUCCACACCCAUGAAUCGCAAAUCGAUGCAGCGCUCGCAUCGUUCAAGGCGCGCGUAUAUGCCUUUUUGCAGGAGCGCUUCCGUGCGAUCUGGGACCAGGUUGCCGCUUCUCUGGGGCAGCAGCCGCAGCAGGCCAAUUUUACACCUGCGACAGGCAUUUCUGACACUGGAGCACCUCCGAGUAUGGGAGACCCUGUCUCUGGGCCAGCGCAGCUCGCCACUUCACUGUGGCGUUCGUAUGGUCCGGGAAUUAUUGCCUCCGGAGCAGCUCUCCUUAGACAGGGCGCAGCAAAUGCUACUACUCGAACGAACCCCUCUGCCCCUAGUCUUUUCAAUUCACCGCCUGCAACCCCUCCCGUUGCUCCCACACCUACUCAAUCCGUGCUGGAACGCCGUCGCCAGCUUGAAGCUGAGCUCGCAGCCUUGAACGCCAUGCCUCUGCAUGAGGCAAUACCAAUACCCAGCAUGGCUGGAGGUAAAGCAUCCUCCUCGAGUUCGCGGGACUCCUCUUCGUCAGAUGUACGCUUGAGGGAACGGACUAUGUCUAGCUCACGGACGUUUGAAGAAAUCGAAGUGCCUAGCGAUAUCGAGGACAAUGAUGGUCAGCCAAGUGAUGCCGGCUAUGAAUCUGCGCGACCAGCGGCGCAAUCCCGGGCUAGCUGGUUUGGCUGGGGUGGCGGAGCCAAGGAGGGAUAUCAACGAGUCAAGAGCGACUAA
This is a messenger RNA of Pleurotus ostreatus (oyster mushroom), 1008 nucleotides long. RefSeq lists its product as uncharacterized. Bases 1 to 1008 code for a protein of 335 amino acids. The record is from RefSeq and is a predicted model, not a curated record. The transcript has 3 exons. NCBI's taxonomy places the organism in Eukaryota, Fungi, Basidiomycota, Agaricomycetes, Agaricales, Pleurotaceae.